Messenger RNA from Nelumbo nucifera (sacred lotus), 2429 nucleotides. Its product is annotated as putative folate-biopterin transporter 9, chloroplastic. Gene Ontology annotation, cellular component: membrane. The record is from RefSeq and is a predicted model, not a curated record. NCBI's taxonomy places the organism in Eukaryota, Viridiplantae, Streptophyta, Magnoliopsida, Proteales, Nelumbonaceae.
AUAACAAACCUACAGUAACCGAGUAACCCCACCUCUCUUCACCAUGGAGUCAUGGAAUAACCUCCUUUACGGUGUUCUAGAUCCCUCUGUUUUAUUUAUUGGUAACAUAUUCUAGAUCCCUCUGGCUCUGUUAGCAUCUUGCCUCUCUCCCCUGUCUCUCUCUCCCUGAAUAAACAUCAACAUGACACGUAACGAAUAAAGGGAUACUUUCUUGUUCUUCGAGGUUUGAACACGCCGAACAACCGUAGUGGGUGCUUUCAGUUAUCUUCAUAUCCUUCUGGGUUGGCCAUUCUGCAUUCGGCAAGGUAACCUCUGUCUCUAUAGUUUUAUUUCUUUCUUAGUAGGCUUGAUAUUGAAUCUCGACUUAAACCAUGAUUUACUCUUUGAAAUCCUCCGGAAGCUCAUCAAUCUUGGCGACUCAAUCAAUCCAGAGACCACCACCAAAGCCGUCUCUUCUUUGCUGCAAUUCCGUUUGGAGUUCUUCUCAUCGUCGGAACCCAAGAGUUUCGUCGUCUCCUAUUGGCACCAACGAGGAUAAACCAAUAAAACCGAGAACCCAUUUCCUAAAACCCAUCUUAAUAACUUCCGAGGAAGUCCUCGUCAGGAACAACAGGAUAAAUGAGAAGAACACAGAGUCUUCUCAAGUGGGUAGGCAGCAGAUGAUGGCUCUGUGUGGAUUUGGGUAUUGGGUUCAAGGGUUCAGGUGUUUUCCAUGGCUGGCGAUGAAUUUCCACAUGGCGCACACUCUUAAGCUGCAUCCUUCAACAUUGCAGCUUAUACAGAGCUCCGGCAACCUACCCAUGGUGGCCAAGCCUCUAUACGGGGUCCUUUCAGAUGCUGUUUAUAUUGGUGGUGCUCACAGAAUACCUUAUAUUUCCAUUGGAGUGCUUUUGCAGAUUCUUUCGUGGGGGGCUCUGGCACUAAUUCCACUCGCAGGUGAAGCCCUUCCCAUAUUGAUGGUGUGCAUUCUGCUUAGUAACCUUGGAGCUUCAGUCACAGAAGUUGCAAAUGAAGCUCUUGUUGCUGAGUACAGCCAAAGACACAGAGUAAGUGGAGUCCAAUCUUAUGCAUUCAAGGCUCUAGCUGCUGGGGGAAUCUUGGGCAACUUGAUUGGAGGCUUUUUCCUAAUGAAAACACAAAAAACGAAGAUGAUAUUUCUCUUGUUUGCUGCACUACUUUCCCUUCAACUUGCAAUUUCUUCAACAACAAGCGAGGAUGCUUUUAGCUUGCCACAACCAUCAGACCAUCAUAUCAUAAGAAAUUCUGUCUCAGAAGAUCUACACAGAAAGUUCUCUAGUCUGAUCAGUGCAAUAGGCGAAGAGCGCAUUGCUGGCCCUCUUACCUGGAUUGUAGCCUCCAUUGCUGGAGUUCCAAUUCUGUCAGGAGCCAUCUUCUGCUACCAAACACAAUGCUUAGGGCUUGACCCUUCAAUAAUUGGGAUGUCUAAAGUUAUUGGCCAAUUGAUGCUGCUAUCGGCUACUAUUUUCUAUGAUAGAUAUUGGAAAAGAAUUUCUUUUAGGAAAUUGAUUGGCAUGGUGCAGAUUGUUUAUGCAAGCUCCCUUCUUCUGGACCUUGUCCUAGUGAAACAAAUCAAUCUUAGAUUGGGCAUUCCAAAUGAGGCCUAUGUUUUGUGCUUUUCAGGAUUAGCAGAAAUUGUUGCUCAGUUUAAGCUCCUACCCUUCUCAGUUUUGUUUGCAAAUUUAUGCCCAGCUGGAUGUGAAGGAUCACUCACUUCUUUCUUAGCUUCAGCCCUUUGUUUAUCAUCCAUUGUUAGUGGAUUUUUGGGUGUUGGAUUGGCUUCUCUCAUUGGAGUAACAUCUGGUGAUUACUCAAGCCUGCCUUUGGGGAUUUUACUACAGUUUCUUGCAGCUUUGGUGCCCUUGGGAUGGUUAUCACUUUUACCCAUAUCACAGCCACUAUCAUCAAAGGAAAAAAAGGGAAGUCCAAGCAAGAAAAGUAGAAAGAUUAGAAGGGUGGGAAGAACGGUUUUUGGUUCUAUUUAUGCUUACCGGAGACAAAGAGAAUCUGAGGCAGAGAUAUAAGCAGUUGAGGUCUUACACGAUUUCUGUACAGAGAUGGAGAAGGAAGAAAGCAGGAGAAUGUUGAUUAUACAAGUCUCAAGGUUUGAUAGGAAUGCAAACAGGAACAGCAUUGGAUAGAUUCUGGCCUACCUAUUGGAAUACUUCAAAGAGAGAGAGUAGUUACAAUUCAUCCCCAAUUUUGAGGCAGCCGAGGGUGGUCAUUUUUGCCACAAGGCAGAUUGUAGUGAUUUUGGGUUUUUUGUCAGUAACUUGAGAUUAUUUUAUGAAUGAAAGAAAGGUAAUACAGCAUCAACAAUGUACAAUAAGGCUUUAUACCUUUUCAUUCCAUUCUGUGAUGAAGAUGGCUCAUUGUUACUCCCUUUAAAUACCAUGAUGAUCCAAUUGGGA